AUGGCAGACCAGAUCCCCCAACAAAUGCGCGCCGCGACAAUCAAAGACUUCAACAAAGGCUAUGAGGUAAAGGAUGUAAACGUCCCGACCGACCUCGGCCCAAAUGACGUCCUCGUCAAGAUUGCCGCCGCAGGCUACUGCCACACAGAUCUCCAGGUCCAGCAGGGUGUCUACGCCUCGGCCGGCGCAAAGCCAGGCCUUGUCGGCUCCCACGAACCCGCCGGCACCAUCAUCAGGCUCGGUUCCGAACCAGGCAAGCAGGGUCUUCAAGUCGGUGACCGCGUCGGUUCUAUCAACACCUAUGGCUGCUGCGGCAAGUGCAACUCGUGCAACCAAGGAAAACAGGUCUGCGAUAACCUCGUCGGCAUGCUGGGGCUUACCCUGGACGGCGGGUUCGCACAAUACAUGAAAGCCGACGCCCGUGUCGUCGCCAAGAUUCCCGAGUCUAUCCCUUGGGCCGAGGCCGCACCCUUGUUCUGCGCCGGUGCGACAGUCUAUGGCGCGCUAUGUGCCGCGCAGGGCCAUAAGGACCAAUGGCUUGCCAUCAUCGGCAUCGGCGGCUUGGGACACCUCGGUGUACAAUACGCCAAGGCGCUGGGAUACAAGGUCAUCGUCAUCGACAACAGACAAGAAGGACUCGCCCUAGCCAACGAUGUGCCCUCACACCUCAAGCCCGAUCGCACGUACCUCAUCGAUACAGAAGAGUCUCAGAAGAAGGUUGUUGAAGAGCUCCAGACUUCAUUCUAUGAUACCAAUCCCGGUGUCGACCGCAUCGUCAUCACGACCGAGGCACGGCCGCUUGUCAGGUUCGGACAGCAAUUCUUGCGCAAGGGUGGUGUACUGGUCGAUGUCGGUCUCCCCGCCGAUGGGCCUUUUGAGGUCGAUCCCUUUGCGCUGAAUUUCAAGGAGCAGACUGUUCGUGGUGCGUUGAUUUGCACUCCUGAACGGAGCAGGGAAAUGGUGGAAUUGCACGCAAAGAAUGGUUGCAAGACGCACGUUGAGAAGACGUUCGGUGUUGACGAGGCCAAUGAGAUGGCGGAACACUAUUUGUCUAAACAGCUCAAGGGCCGCUUGUGCAUGGUUUUCUAA
This is a messenger RNA of Colletotrichum abscissum, 1089 nucleotides long. Its product is annotated as alcohol dehydrogenase GroES-like domain-containing protein. The record is from RefSeq and is a predicted model, not a curated record. Gene Ontology annotation, cellular component: cytoplasm. The transcript has a single exon. The coding region runs from base 1 to 1089 and encodes 362 amino acids. Gene Ontology annotation, molecular function: alcohol dehydrogenase (NAD+) activity. NCBI's taxonomy places the organism in Eukaryota, Fungi, Ascomycota, Sordariomycetes, Glomerellales, Glomerellaceae.